This is a messenger RNA of Amoebophrya sp. A25, 785 nucleotides long. NCBI's taxonomy places the organism in Eukaryota, Dinophyceae, Syndiniales, Amoebophryaceae. The record is from the annotation of a GenBank genome assembly.
AUGGCUGCCACGAUGUCGGCGGUUCGAACACUUGUCACUAGGGCAGAAGUUCUCAAGCAUUCGUCAAGAGAGGAUCUAUGGGUUGUGGCGAAUGGGUACGUCUUAGAUUUGUCCGCUUUCGUCGCUCAUCAUCCCGGUUCGGAAGCUAAAAUCAUGCGAAAGCGACGAGGGAAUGUGGAUAUAACUUAUGUUGAAUAUGGAUCAGGAUGAGGAGGUCUGAUUGGAUCAUGCCUUAUUGUCUAAUGGCUCCAGGACUAGGCGUUUUCUUGUUUUCGUAUCAUUUACGGAAGAUGUCGUUCUCACAAUAAUAUCAUGACCUAUAUUAAUGAGGGUCUACUUGACAAUGUAAAUCUUGUACUAACGCAAAACUCACUAGUACUUUUUCGACUAUGUGGUCUUGUACGCAGCGUCUGGAUGCUGGAAAUAUAAUCUACCCAUUUAGUUGUACCUACUGAUCCGUAUUGAUCAUUCCCUUUUCAUACCCCCAGCAACUUCGUCGACCAUUUCGGAUAUACAGUACAGACGUUCCGGAAAGCAUGUGCGGAAUUCGACCGAAUACAAGAACCAGUAAAAUUCACUUUUAGAGAUCUAGGACAAUUUCCGGUGAUAAUAUUGGGGAAAUAUGCUGGAUAAAUGUAUCUUGCCAUUUUGUAGGAUGCUCCUUUAUCUUGUCAUUAAAGGAAGCAGCCCUUUUUGUUGACGCGGUCAUGGUGUACAUAAUCUACUUAUGUAUCUAUAAGACUUUGGAAGCGCUUGUGCUGCUUAAGCGUACUACUUGCAACACC